This is a messenger RNA of Manihot esculenta (cassava), 1877 nucleotides long. Its product is annotated as purple acid phosphatase 2. The record is from RefSeq and is a predicted model, not a curated record. Lineage: Eukaryota; Viridiplantae; Streptophyta; Magnoliopsida; Malpighiales; Euphorbiaceae. The transcript has 8 exons. Gene Ontology annotation, molecular function: acid phosphatase activity; metal ion binding. Bases 238 to 1650 code for a protein of 470 amino acids.
UAUAUUCACAUUCUGAUCUCACCAGCAGCUAAGUUUCCAAGAAGCGGCCGUUUUUGUUCAAACCAAGAGGAACCAUACUGGUUUUUGUUUGACAAUUUGAAGUCUCUGCUUGGUAUAAUCACUGAAUAUUCCCCGUAUUCUAAGCUGCCCGACAAAUUUUUUCUAUCCAUUAAUAUUACAAGGGGAGGACUUGGGGACUAGGAGCUUGCAAACAGCUCGAGAAGAUCACAAUCCAAGAUGGGUUCUCGUUCUUUUUCUUGUUCUUGCUUGUUUCUUGUUGUUCUUGGUUUGGUUUUGAAUGUGGCAGUGUUGUGUAAUGGGGGCAAAACCAGCAGCUUCGUUAGGCCAGUGGAGAAAACUAUUGAUAUGCCUCUUGAUAGCGACGUUUUCCGAGUCCCUCCUGGCUACAAUGCUCCUCAACAGGUUCACAUAACACAAGGAGAUCAUGAUGGGAAGGCAGUGAUAGUUUCAUGGGUCACUGAAGAUGAGCCUGGUUCAAACUCGGUGAUUUACUGGAGUGAAAAUAGCUCACUAAAGAAAGAGGCUAAAGGGCAACAUUAUACAUAUAAAUUCUACAAUUACACCUCUGGUUACAUUCAUCACUGCAACAUCAGAAACUUGGAGUAUAACACCAAAUACUACUAUGUAGUUGGGAUUGGUAACACUACAAGGCAAUUCUGGUUUAUAACUCCACCUGCAGUUGGCCCUGAUGUACCCUAUACAUUUGGUCUCAUAGGGGAUCUUGGUCAGAGUUUUGAUUCAAACAAAACAUUGACUCACUAUGAAAUGAACCCACAAAAAGGACAGACUGUUUUGUUUGUUGGAGACCUAUCUUAUGCAGAUAACUACCCAAAUCAUGACAAUGUGAGGUGGGACACAUGGGGAAGGUUUACAGAGAGAAGUGCUGCUUAUCAACCUUGGAUAUGGACUGCAGGAAAUCACGAGAUUGAUUUUGCUCCUGAGAUUGGCGAAACAAGACCAUUUAAGCCUUACACUAACCGCUAUCAUGUCCCAUAUAGGGCAUCAGGGAGUACUGCUCCAUUUUGGUACUCAAUCAAGAGAGCUUCAGCAUAUAUUAUUGUAUUGUCUUCAUAUUCAGCAUAUGGUAAAUACACUCCUCAGUAUAAAUGGCUUGAAGCAGAGCUGCCAAAAGUUAACAGAACUGAAACACCAUGGUUGAUUGUUCUUAUGCAUUCCCCAUGGUAUAACAGCUACAACUAUCAUUACAUGGAAGGAGAGACCAUGAGAGUUAUGUACGAGCCAUGGUUUGUUAAGUACAAAGUUGAUGUCGUCUUUGCUGGCCAUGUUCAUGCCUAUGAACGAUCUGAACGCAUAUCUAAUGUCGACUACAACAUUGUGAAUGGGAAGUGCACUCCAAUAGCAGAUCAAACUGCCCCGGUAUACAUUACAAUCGGCGAUGGAGGAAAUCUUGAAGGCUUGGCUACCAACAUGACUGAACCACAGCCAGCGUACUCAGCGUACCGAGAGGCGAGUUUUGGUCACGCCAUUUUCGAUAUUAAAAACCGAACCCAUGCUUACUACAGUUGGCACCGUAAUCAGGAUGGAUAUGCUGUAGAAGCUGAUUCUAUGUGGUUUUACAACAGACACUGGCACCCAGUAGAUGAUUCUACAAGUGCCCAAACAAAGUGAAGAAAAUAAAUUUUUUUUUUUUCCUGAACUUUGAGGAAUAAUUAGCCAUGUCAAAGUUGGCCAUACUACAAAACCUCUCUCUUCAACCUUUGUUUUUAGCCUCAUUGCCUUUUCUGAAUUUGUUUGGUCAAUCUUCUACAAUCUGAAAUGCAUAUUGUAUCACAAUGAGUCGGAGGUUUUCUUCUACUCUGUAACUGUUUCCAUGUGAUAUGAAAUCUGUUUUCUUA